UAACGAGUCUAUUUGGCACUGUUCACUUCUAUUCCACUAUUCCAUUUAUAUUUUUGUUUGAUUAUUUUGUUUUAGUUCCACAUAGUUACAGUAACCAUGCACCAAAAUGCAAGUUAAGGCCACAGUCUAUGGCCAGUAGAAGUGUUGUUUUGUCAGUGGUUUGUAGGCUACUCUUUAAACUAAUGCAGAGUUGAUGUUGAGGAAAUUUCCUAAACAACAUAUCAGGAGAUGGGUGAGCAGGACAGUGAUAGCUUAAGAAAAAAAUCCUUGGUGAAGUGGAGAAAUCUCAAGAUGGAGGAUUUAAGCAGGCAGCUGGAUGCAAAGCAAUUACAAAUAGAGAAUGAUAGACAUGACAACCUUACAUGUCAGAGACAGACAACGAGAAUGUGGAGAGAAGUUCUCCAGUGGAGACCGAAAACAGCUGAAGAGAGAAACAGAGAGGAAGGAGACAAGAAGAGACUAGAAGAGACCAAGGAGACACUGAGGGAGAGAGACGAGGAAAAUAAUGUUGAGAGAGACGAGAAACAGGACACGGGAGGAAUAAACAGACACCCAGAGACUGAAACAGAGCAAGGAGACGUCGGUUCAGACCUAGACAAACCACCUGGUUUGAGAAAUGGAGUUAGCAACAAUGGAGAGAAAGCUGAGAAAGAGGAGAGAGAGAGUGAGACAGGGGAAGCAGAGUUCCCCAGAACGCAGGGAGGGAGGGAGAUGAUGGACCAGUCAGCAGCAGACACAGCAGCCGUCCUGGGCCCCAUCGCAGACGAGGCAGGGGGUCCCACAGGACAGGACAAGGAGGAGAAACAGUCGACGGAGGACGGGGCAUCUGGACAUGAGGCUGAGGCAGCAGGACAUGAGGCUGAGGCAGCAGGCCUCUCCAGCCCCAGAGAGGAGCCUCAUAUGGGAAGUGCAGCAGGAGAAGGUGGCGAGUCUGUGGAACUCAGAAAGGGCAAGAAAACCCGCAGAGGAUGCCGCGGCAAAAGGAACAAAAAAAAGAAAACGGAUGAGACCGUGUCGUCAGAAGACGAGAGAAAGGAGGAAGAGGAGGAGGAGGAGGAGAAGGAGGGGAGUGGACAAGACUCAGGCAUUCAGCACAGGAGGAGAGUGGAGGAGAGGUGCUGUAAUGGAGUGGGUUCACCACCAGAGGGCGAGCUAAGGCAGAGAUUUUAUCCAGGCAGACAAAUGUACUCCAGCCAGUACUACAACAGAGUACAGGGGAGGAGAGAGAGGGAGGGAGAGGAGGAGGAGAGGAGAGGGAGAGCACAGAGAGACCCAUCGGCCCAGCCGUUUAGAGACACAAGACCAGGGAUGAGGAGACCGGACGAGAGUUGGAGGGGGGGACUUUACCCCAGAGAGAGAUGGACGAAUGAACGACAGGACGCCACGUACGCAAGGAGGGAGUGCAUGGAGAGGGACAGAGAACGACAGGACGCUGCGUACGCAACAAGGAGGGAGUGCAUGGAGAGGGACAGAGAACGACAGGACGCCGAGUACACAAGGAGAGAGUGCAUGGAGAGGGACAGAGAACGACAGGACGCCGAGUACACAAGGAGAGAGUGCAUGGAGAGGGACAGGAAGAUGGAGACAGGGAUGUGGAUGGAGACGGGGGCGGAGCUAUGGAACAGAAGCAGGGAGGAAGUCGCCAUGGGAACGGACAUGAUGCGGCUCAGCUUCUGGUGCCCCCGGGGCGGAGAGAGGGGCGAGAAGUGGUCCUACCAGAGGGGCAGACUUCAACUGGUCAAGCGCUCAGCUCAGAAACAACACCGACCCAACUGGGUCGGUGAGACCAGAGUGGCCCCAUGCUAAAUACAUACGAUCCUCGGCAGCAGGCAAGGUCGGUCGGGUGUCUGCGGUUGUCCUGAGCCUUCUCUUGGUAGACCUGCUGGAGCCAUUGACCCAUUUUCUGAGCAUGUUGACCACAAGCGUCGCAGUUGGAGUGAAGGCGACAUGACAUUUAUUGCCUGAAAGUUAACUAAAAAAAAUUCAAGAUGGCGGAGCUAACUCAUAGAAGGCAGUAUUUCUAUACCAACAAAUAAGUGCAGGGUUUGCUGCCUUAUAUUUUGUAAAAGUUCGUGAGAAAUAUGCACUAAUAAAGCUAUAAAGUCAGGUUUUGUAACCAAAAAAUACAUCUGAAGCCAUGUACGAUCUCUCUGUCAGCCACCUUGCACGUAGAAAUCGGUAGCCAUCAAUCACCUGCGAAGCCCCGCCUGGUGUACAGCCCACUCAGCGGUAAGUGGGUGGAGUUAUCGCUGUUUUUUGCAUCUAAUGUGACUUUUGGGAAGCCUAUCAAAGUAAGCUUGAAAUGAAAAGUCUGGAACACCUUAAUUCACAACCAUUUCCAUUGGUUGGCAGAUCACCUGCCCAAUCAGCGGUGAGAGGGGAUGACACUUGUCUCGGAUUUGGUAAACGGUAGUAGCAAAAAUUGCAGUCGAAAGAAUGUGUAAAU
Molecule: messenger RNA, 2446 nt
Organism: Alosa sapidissima (American shad)
Lineage: Eukaryota; Metazoa; Chordata; Actinopteri; Clupeiformes; Clupeidae
Product: trichohyalin-like
Exons: 4
Coding region: 229-1806 (525 amino acids)
Source: RefSeq, a predicted model, not a curated record